This is a messenger RNA of Trypanosoma theileri, 1140 nucleotides long. RefSeq lists its product as uncharacterized. NCBI's taxonomy places the organism in Eukaryota, Euglenozoa, Kinetoplastea, Trypanosomatida, Trypanosomatidae. The transcript has a single exon. The record is from RefSeq and is a predicted model, not a curated record. The coding region runs from base 1 to 1140 and encodes 379 amino acids.
AUGAUGAUGAUGAUGCGCCGUGUGAUGUGUGUGUUGGCCGUUGUGCUGUGCUGCACCUGCGGGUAUACCAUGACGGCUGCUGCUGCUGUUGAUAAUGACAGUCCCAGUGGCCGUGGUGUAUCCCGUGGGGCUGUGGAGGUGUCGUGCGGGGCCGGCGGUGCGCUGCGUGUACGCCCCGCUGCUGAGAGCGAGUGGCUUACAUGCGGUGCGGGCAGCCGUGUGUCUGCAUGUGGGAAGUACGCAGACCUCUGCAGCCAACAGCGUACGAUAGGAGGAGGAACAAGAGGAACAACAACCACUGCUGCUAAUACUAUUGCUGGACAGCCAAAGGCGGUGAUGGCGAUAUUUGAUGGUGAUGAUUACAGAAUUGCUGAGCGACUACUACAUAACUUAUCGUUGGAGGCCACUGCGGAUGACGUUAAAAAUGCCAAAAAAGAAGCAGAUGCAAGGCAGGUUGAGCUGAAGAAGAAUUCCACAAAACCUCCAGCUGCCAAAGGAGAAGGAACACUUCCGCCGUCAGGUGCCCAUCCAGCUGCACCGCAACUACCCGGUAAGGCGGACCAAUCGCAUGACGUUAAUCCGCACAAUGUGGAUGCUGGAGCUCGUCCUGGUGCUCCUGAUGUUGUUGCUGCUACACUCGGUGAUAUGCCACCAAGUAAUCCUGACCAAAUAUCUGAAGAAUCACCGCAAAGUGUGGAUCGUGGAUCUGAAAAUCAAGCACAAUCGACCGUACAAGUGCAGGGAGGUGGUCAGCCGCAAAAACCUAAUGCUACAUCGAGUAACGAGGAUGCCGAUAACCAACAAGGAGUGGAAUUGGCCGUACAAGAGCAAGAAGGUGAACCUUCUGCGGCACCUCCGAGUGCACCUGAGAAUUCUUCCAACAAUUCACUCACAGAAACUUCAAACGAAUCUAAUGCUGCAGAGAGUGUGGUAACAAACAUCACAAAUAAUGCGGAAAACACAACUACCACCACAACCACAACCACAACACCUCCUGUUGUACCUUCACCUAACCCAGAGAUCAGCAACAUUGCCACCACAGUGCAGAAGAAUGCUAACGCAGACAAGAGUCUCAGUCCUCUGUGGGUGCGUGUGUCACUACUGAUUGUGGUUACACUGGCCUGUAUUCUUGUGUGCUGA